UGUCAGCCGUCAUUAGCAUAUUUGUGACUAUAUGUGAGCUUGCGUCGGGCAGAGUCUCGCCUUUUUCUGUUGCGACACGCCUGAGCAGAACCUCUAAACAACUUGUCCUCAACAGACGACUCAUCGACCUGCAAAGAUGAGCGACAAACCAGACAUCUCAGAGGUGACCAGCUUUGAUAAGAACAAGCUGAAGAAGACGGAGACCAAGGAGAAGAACGUCCUGCCAACAAAAGAAACCAUCGAACAGGAGAAGGCGGCGACGACGUCGUGAAGCCCCUCGCCAUGCCCCGAGUCCCCCUCCCAUCCCCCGACACACCCCCACUCCUUCCCUUCUUCCUCCCUUCCUUCCGCAUUGCCUUGUUUUCAUCAGUCACUUCUUCUAGCUGUAUAACUUUGUAACCGAAACGACAAAACCACAACGAUAACCGACAAAGCCGGUCGCGCGGACGGGACGAUGCCUUGGGUCGACACAAUGCGCCGCCAUCUUGAGAACGGAGAAGAGUGGGAGAGUGGAGAAGGAGGAGGAGGUGGUGGUACAGGAUCCUCCAAGUGUUUGAAUGUCCACCAUGGCUCUGGAGCGGAGAGGUUGAAGGGGCAAGGAAGGGCGUCACUGUCCCCGUCCUCACCACCCAAUUUCCCACGAUGCUGCUUAUUGCGCCAAAGCUAAGGCGUCAAGCUUUUCCGCGCUUGUUGUUCUGUCGUCUUUCUAAUUUUCGAAAAUGCACGACUUUCUUUGCACGCUCUUAAUGGCGACCACCCCCCAAAAACGAUACUGUUUUAUGUAUGUUUUUAUUUCUUUUGUAUGCACACAGGAUGAAAAACAACGGAUUUCAACUAGUUCUGCAAACAAAUGGACUUUGUGCUUAAAAUGUCAGGCGUUUCCUCGGAAGUGAUUCAUGAUUUUAUGUCACCAUAAGAAAAAAAAUCAACAGUCCAUGUGCUUUAAGAUCGAUCGUUGAAGUUUUUUUUUUUUUUUGUAAAGUCACAAUACUCCGCCACAAUCCAUUGCAAGGAAUGGAAAACCAUGAAAUGUAAUAAAAAAAGAUUUGUUACUAA
This is a messenger RNA of Hippocampus comes (tiger tail seahorse), 1056 nucleotides long. RefSeq names its product thymosin beta-12. The coding region runs from base 137 to 271 and encodes 44 amino acids. Gene Ontology annotation, biological process: actin filament organization; regulation of cell migration. The record is from RefSeq and is a predicted model, not a curated record. Gene Ontology annotation, molecular function: actin monomer binding. The transcript has 3 exons. Gene Ontology annotation, cellular component: cytoplasm. Lineage: Eukaryota; Metazoa; Chordata; Actinopteri; Syngnathiformes; Syngnathidae.